GGCCCUGUUACUCAAACGCUGCCUCCACUCUCCUCGCUUGCAUCUCACGGACCAUGGUUAGUAGACCGCUCAAUCGCCGAAACAUGGAGGUAAGAUUGAGUUACCUCCAUGCAUCGAAAUCACCGAUCUUCGACCCAUGUGACAGAGGAUACGAUUUGUAAUGUCCAUUCUCUCUAAGUCCAUGUCCCGAACGGCGUGAAAUCGCAGAUGGAUCAGUAAAGUGUCCAUAAAAUUAAAAAUAACGCAUGCGUACAUUCGAACUCAGUCUACUUCUCGUGCUGUCAUUUCGGCUAAGCUUGGGCAACAGUGUUGACAUUGUGAGGAUCGAUGAUCAAUAUUAUUUAAGUAACUCCAAUCGAUGUUAAUUAUUUUCUGUCGUUCGUAUGGUGUGCAUCUUGAUCGAAAAGUACAAUGAGUUCGAGCGAGGAUGAAGUUCAUCGAGAUAUCAAACCACACAUCAUUGAUAACACGAGUGCAAGUGAGGAUGAAUAUAUAAUACCAGAUAUCGCUGAAACUAUGAUGAGUUCGAGUGAAGAUGAGACUGAUCAAUGCACACCAUCAGAUUUUGUUGAUGAGACGAAACAUGUAUUAAUAAAUACCUUGCCUGCAAAAUCGCGUACAAGAUACGAGUCCAUUUAUGAUAAGUUUGUCGAAUGGAGAAAAAAAAAAAAUACCACAUCAUUUUCGGAAAACGUACUGAUGACUUAUUUCAAUGAGUUAUCUAAAACUCUUAAGCCAUCUACCUUGUGGUCACAGUAUUCGAUGUUGAAAAGUACAAUUAUCAGUAGAGAUGAUAUUGAUAUCAGCAGUUAUACGAAUUUGACCGCAUUCCUCAAACGACAGGCAACCGGAUUCAAAAGCAAGAAAUCGAAGGUGUUGACUUCGCAUGAUGUGGAAGAAUUUCUUAAUAAAGCUCCAGAUAUGAAAUAUUUAGCAACGAAGGUUGCUCUAGUCUUCGGAGUGGCUGGAGCCUGCCGAGGGAGAGAGCUCUGUAACAUAACGACAAGCGACAUCAAUGACACCGGCACUAUGGCAGUAAUAACGAUACCACAGGCAGAAACAAAUGUUCAGAGAACUUUCUUAGUUAUACAAAACUUUUAUGAUAUUUUUAAAAAAUACAAGGCCCUUCGUCCACCUGAUGCAGCAACAAAUAGAUUUUUUCUAAAUUAUCAAAAUGGCAAAUGUACUCAACAAGUUAUUGGGAUUCAUAAAUUUGGUAAUAUGCCAAAGGAAAUUGCUGCAUUCCUAAAUUUGUCAAAUCCAAAAGACUACACUGGACAUAGUUUUCGGCGAACGUCAGCCACUCUACUUGCAGAUACUGGAGUGAAUAUAAGAAGGUUGACAAAUCACAUUGGAUGGAAAUCCAAUCGAGCGGCAGAGGAACAUAACGACGAUUCGCCGGAUGAUAGAAACGAAAGUUUCAAACGAAUUACCGAGUCAGGGGACAUGGAGCCAUCAACUCCUAUCGCUUGUAACAGUUCUGUAGUAGAUUCUACUCUCGAAUUACCAUCUUCUACGAAACGAAUAAAACAUUCCAAUGAUGUUGCAAAUAUCGCCAAAAUAGUAACACCCGGAACUGCCUCUUUAACUUUUAACCGUUGCUCCAAUAUCACAAUUCUACAGGAUUCAACAUCUAAAAAUGGGUCUUUGACUUUCAACGAAUGCUCCAAUAUUACAAUUGAUUUCCGUGAGAAGAAAUAAAUGAAUAGUUUUUCGACAAGA
This is a messenger RNA of Athalia rosae (coleseed sawfly), 1722 nucleotides long. RefSeq lists its product as uncharacterized. Gene Ontology annotation, molecular function: DNA binding. The transcript has 2 exons. The coding region runs from base 412 to 1701 and encodes 429 amino acids. Gene Ontology annotation, biological process: DNA recombination; DNA integration. The record is from RefSeq and is a predicted model, not a curated record. NCBI's taxonomy places the organism in Eukaryota, Metazoa, Arthropoda, Insecta, Hymenoptera, Athaliidae.